CAUAUUUUCAUGGCAGUGGCACGCAUUUGGGACUUGGACUUUUCGUGACAGCAUGUCAUUUUCGACAUUUGAUUGAUAAUUUUCCAAAGAUCCAUCAAAUUAGUUUGUUUGAAAGUUACUUUAGGCGCUAAGUGUGUAUAUUUUUAAGUUUCUACGUUAAAAUAAGAAUGUGAGUGAACAGGACCCGUGUUUGGUUAGCGCGGUUCAAGGUACCCAAGAUGAGUGCCCAGAAAUGCGUUGUUGAGGGCUGCAACUUGGAAUAUGAUGUAGUGUGCAGUUUCUCCUUCUACAAUGUUAAUACCUCGUCAGAAGUGGAUGAGAAGAGACAGGAUUGGAUUGAGGGGGCGAUGCAAGAGGAGAGUGAGUGUCUCUGGCGACAUGUUAACUUACAGUUGUGUGGGUAUCACUUUGAGUUGGACUCUCAGGGACUUUGGAUAGACUCACCAAUGCUACCUGAGCUCCUGUCGCCUCAUGAACAAGCUGCAUUGAGACAAACCCCCGAAGAGAAAAAAGCCGCGGAAAUAAUUCGCGUGGAACACAACUAUAGUAUGGAGGCAUGCAAGCAGGAGCCGGAAUCUAUUUCUCGUCUGAAUGUCAGGCAAUUGGUUGAUACACUCGGUUAUCUAUCCCUCAAGAACCUUCAGAAGAAGCAAUUAUGGGUGGUGAAAGUGGAAAGUGAUAAAGCUGAAGCCUCCAUCACUCAGUCGGAGCAGGUCAUCACUAAGAUGCAGGAUCCUAAACAGAUUAUAGAGAUAAUCCCACAAACAUCUCAAUCAGUAGACAAUAGUCUUCAAAACCAGACUGAAGUGCUUCAAAUGAUAGAUGAUGGCACAAUUGGAGAUAACUUCAUAUACGAGAUCGCUGAAGAACAAGAGAUAACCAUGGAUGAAGUGAAGGAAAUACCCGCUGCUGAAAAUCAGGAGUGGACAGUUAACAUAAUACCGGACGACUCUAAACCCAAAUAUGCGUACAUCAAACAUUGCAACUCGGGCAAGAAGAAGCGACACUUCACAUCAGAAAUGAAUACCAUCUCUUUACAAGGUGACUUCGAAAACUACUACAUCCUCCCCGAUGUAGACCCUUCAGUCGGUGUUGAAAUCACCACCAGCUACGACCAGGAGAACUACAUAGUCGAAGAGUAUCCCCACUUGGUCUUAGAGGAGCGACCGCGAAAGCGUGAUCCCGAAAGAAAGAGGAAAAAAAAAACUCCUCCUACCGUCAGACAGCAAGUAAAGCAGAUAAAAACCGAAAUUGGUGAAGACUGGGUGAUCGACAGUAAUAUAUAUGAAGAGCAAGAUGAAGAAUAUGAUGAGAAGAAAGCUGCCAGGGUGUAUUUAACUGAUUUUUCAACGAAUGUCUAAUACAGAAAAGCCUAAAGGGAAACUAUAUAUAAAGAAGGUCAGUUCUCACUCUCUUAAAACAGGGUCAGUAGUUAUUGUAAAGAGGUCCUUUCGAUUGAUAUUAGUGUGAAAAGAUACAUGGCAAAUACUAAAUGGAGAAUAAUUCCUGUGUAAAAUCAACUCAAAUAAGGAGCCGACUAAAAAUCUUCAAUUUCUACUCCUUAAUUACAUAACUGGAAAUAAAACGUGUAGUAUAGAUAUUAAUAUAUUAUAAAUGUAUUUUUUUGCUUCCUUAAUAAUCAUUAUUAGUGUAAUUCACGUUAUUAAUAUUAAGAAAAUUUUCAUCUACCCUCACAGUUAAGUUUAAUUCCUAACAGAGAUAAUUUGGAGGGUAGAUGAAUAUUUGAUUGUUUGUCAAUAGUAUAGUUUUCUUUUAAAAUAACUGCUUCAAUCUUAGGUGAUUUAUUAAUGUUGUUGGGGUAGUAUUUAAUUCAAAAUGCUAAUUGUGUUACUCCAUGUUAUUAAUGUGGGGUGAUUCACGUUUAUAAAAUGCACUAUCCAUUAAGUUAAAUAAAAUAUAAAAAAAUAGAGCACUAUAUUAAGAAUGUGUAAAGCCAAUUUUUAUUAAUUCAAUUUAAAUAAAUCAAAACCAGCUAAGUAAUUUAGAUGUUCAGUCUUAAAAAAUCAAGGGCUAUAUUUGUUUACUGACCACAGUUAAAAUAACCCCUAACUCAAGGUAAGAUCCAGAGUGGAGACUGAGAUUUAAGUAUGUCAAACCCAAUAUGUUUUUGACACACAGAAGUCCUACUUAGCGCUAAGUCUACUCUGAAUCUUAUCCCUAGCAUUAAUAGCAGGGUAAGGAUAGCGCAAUAUCUGAUGUACAAUUCUCGUGUAAAAAUCUCCAUUUCUGCUGUAUAAUUUAAUAUGUCUAAAACUAUUCAUGUUAAAUCAAUGUUUACUUUGUACAUCAGAAGAAACACUUAACAUUAAAAUAAAUUUGUGAAAAUUCAAGUAUUUUGUGUAAAAAAUUAGAAAUCUUAAAUAUAAAUAAAUUAUGUACAGAUAAUGGCUUUUCACCUAGUAUAAAUUAGCCAUUCUUCCACAAAAAUUAUGUUUUUGAGUUUCGUUACGUACUGAAUAUAAGAACAUUUUAAA
Pieris napi is the source of this 2495-nucleotide messenger RNA. RefSeq lists its product as uncharacterized. NCBI's taxonomy places the organism in Eukaryota, Metazoa, Arthropoda, Insecta, Lepidoptera, Pieridae. The transcript is spliced from 9 exons. Bases 219 to 1361 code for a protein of 380 amino acids. The record is from RefSeq and is a predicted model, not a curated record.